Molecule: messenger RNA, 1676 nt
Organism: Linepithema humile (Argentine ant)
Lineage: Eukaryota; Metazoa; Arthropoda; Insecta; Hymenoptera; Formicidae
Product: motile sperm domain-containing protein 2-like
Cellular component (GO): endomembrane system; endoplasmic reticulum-endosome membrane contact site
Source: RefSeq, a predicted model, not a curated record
AUGUAGAAUGGAAUUUCGAACGGCAUGCGCGGCGUGGCACGCACAGAUCAGGCGUGCGAAUAAACAAUCAUCUGGUGUCGUGGUGGGUUUUUGGUCAUUUUUGGUGCCGGUCAAAGUAUUACUUUCUUGGCUACUAGAGUCGGACGAAGGAAGAUGGAAACGCAAACGAAAGCGAUCGCGGAACUUCGUCGAAAAUUCUUCGAUAAAUUCAACGAUGAUAGCUCAAAUUUUCAUCCUGCAGAUAUAGACAGGGUAAAGCUCAGCGAUAGCUGGCUAAGACGAUUUUUGGAGCAUCAUGAAUUCAAUGAGCAGGAAGCCUUCAACAUGCUUUGGGAAACUUGUACUUGGAGAAGUAACUUUGGAACAAAUGAUAUCAGUGAAGAUAAUGUGAAUAUGGAGUAUUUGAAAGAAGGGAUAUGUUUUAGCCAUGGUAAAGAUAAAGAUGGCAAAGCUCUUUUUAUAAUUAAGUCAAAGUUGCAUUAUAAAGGAGUAAAAGACUUCCCCGAGCUUCAGAGAUGUAUAGUCUAUUGGUUUGAGAGAUUAGAAAGAGAAGGAAAUGGAAAUCAGAUAUCACUUUUCUUUGAUAUGGGAGAGAGCGGAUUAUCUAACUUGGAUAUGGACUUAAUUAAAUAUCUUAUUGGUUUAUUCAAGACUUAUUAUCCAAAUUUUUUGAAUUAUAUCAUAAUUUUUGAAAUGCCUUGGGUUUUAAAUGCAGCGUUUAAGAUAAUAAAGUCGUGGUUACCUGCUAAGGCUAUUCCAAAAAUUAAAAAUCUUAACAAAUCAUCAUUGAAAGAUUAUGUUGAUCCAAAUGAUGCACUUAUAUGUUGGGGAGGUAAUAACGAUUAUACUUUCCAAUUUGUCUCAGCUGUACAAACAAAUGGAGAUAAUGCAUUCAAUGACAAACUGGAUAAUAAAAAGGUUCAUUUUGCAGAAAAUUCACCGCUUACGGAACAAAGUCCAACUAGUAUUGGUGAUCAAAUUAACGAAGAACAAUUGUUAUCCAUAGAACCAGGAGAAGCAAUUACAUUUAAUAAAGAUGGGAAUGAUGUCAAUGGAAUAAUUACACUUAAAAAUAUUACAAAUGAUAAAUCUUUAUCUUAUAAGAUAAAAACAACGUCUCCUGAUAAGUUUAGAGUACGACCAAGUUCAGGAGUGUUGCAACCAUCUGAACAAAGGACAGUUACAGUUAUAUUGCAAGCUGGUCAUAAUAUACGUGGUCUAUUGCAUAAUGAUAGAUUUUUAGUAAUGUGCCUUCCUUUAAAAAAUGGGAAUGCUACAGCUCAAGAAUUGACAGCUCUCUGGAAGUCUGAAAAACCAACAGAGAUGCAUAGAUUGCGGUGCUGUAAUGGUAACAAUGAAAAUAAUGAGUUACAAAAAUCUCAUUCUAUAUUAACUUCUACAAUGGCAGGAAAUGAUCGCAAUAUUGAUGUAUUUUUCUCUAAGAUAAGCCGUUUAGAAGAAAAUUAUAGCAAAUUACGUAAUGAAGUUACUACUAUCAAGUAUAUGCAUUUUAUUUCCAUACUAUUGAUAAUUGUAAUUGUAGUAUUGUUGAUUUAUGAUUAUGCUUUGAAAAUAGAUAUUCAAAAUUCAAUGGAUCAACAGGACUGCCAUAUUCAUGAUCUUUAAAAUAUACAUGUUUGUAAUAACAACUUUGAUAUAUAAAAAUGUUAAAAAUG